This is a messenger RNA of Chara braunii, 1873 nucleotides long. The record is from the annotation of a GenBank genome assembly. Lineage: Eukaryota; Viridiplantae; Streptophyta; Charophyceae; Charales; Characeae.
GGACAGCUGAAGAAGCAGGGAGCAGAUGAGGAGGGAGGAGAUCGAUCAUGAGUGACGAAUUCCAGAGUUGAGUUCGACAAGAGAGAGGAGUCGAUCGUACAAAGGACACAGUCGAUCGACAUGCACGUUUCUCUCGGGAUCUCGACUCGUAUCGGAGAUCUCCUACAAGCAAGAUCAACGGUCGUCACUCGUCAUCAGGAUCUCGACGUGGUAUGCAAUGAAGAAGGAUAUGGCGGAAGAGUGAAAUAUGAAGACGAUGAUUGGGGUCCGGUUCUCUUUCUGAGCGAGGACAAGGAGAUCUUUGUGAAGCCAAGGCCCAAGGAGGACUGGGAUCCAGUUAGCUUUGUGAGGUCAUCGUUGGCUGGAUUGGAUCCGGUUCUCUUUCCGAGGGUAGCAAGAGGGGUGGAGGGGGAGAAGAAAAGGAGGAGGAGGGGGGGGGGAUGUUGGAGUGGCAAGUUGAGUGCAGAGUCGGGACAGGGCACGCCAAUGGAGUGGGAUCGGGACGUGGGGGUGAACCUGGGUGGACAUGUAUCUGCUUGUUCUGGAGAUCAGCUUCGGCUCUCGAUUGACAUCAUGUGACGUGACAGACAGCAUUAAAGCACCAUGUGUCUCGCCACGUGUGACGGCGCUGCAGGAAGUGCCACGUGUCUCUCUCUCCUUGCUGCUGACAGACGGCACAGGGAGCGCCGUGGCAGUUUGUCCUUCGUCUCGCUGCUCCUCGUGUUUGGACAAGCCAGAGUUUAUUCUUCUUCGCCGAUAUUCUAUUUAUAGAAUCUUUCUAUUUAUAGCAUCGUCCAUCAAUCCAUUAAUUAACACAGGGAGCAAAGACGGCAACGACGUGACGAAGCCAUUAAUUAGCCGACACAAUCACCCCAUCCAUCAAGCAAUUAAGCAAUCAAGCAAUCAAGCAAUCAAGCAAUCAACCAGUCAAUCAAUUGCGGAUAUAAAUACACUUGGUAGCACUGUAAGUGUUUUUCUUUCUGGGCGGGGAAAUAGAAAAUGAUUGCGCGCCAGGAGGAGGAGGUUUUUCCCGCGCCAGCGGCGCUGCCAACGUGGCGCAAGUCGACGAAGAAAAGUGGAUGCCACGUCCUCCGAUGGAUUGGCAAUACCGGAAGAUCUCUGUCUCUCCAGACCCGUCUUCUGAUCACUCUUCAUCUUCUCCUUCUCAGCCUGCAGUCGCCGCUGAGGUCCGUGAGCACAGCAAAUGCAAAUGGAAAUGGGAACAGAUUGCGAGGCAUGCCAGCCUCCGGACCUGGUCCAUCUUCCACACCUGGUUCAUCUUCUGCACCUGGACCAUAUUCCGCUACUGAACCAGGAACAAGAGUUUCUUCUGGACCUCGUCCAUCGACCUUGUCACUUCCAUGGUGGUUGAAACGACUCGCUCUCGUUCCCGUCGACUUUUGCGAUUUCUUCAUGUACGGACAAGGAUAUACCGAUAUCCCGAUCAUUGAAGUCAGCCCCGAAAUCGGUGACCAUGUGUACGGCCUCCCCCUUACCAGCUCCGUCGUGCCAGGGCAGGAGGUGAAAGUGAUGACGGUGAAUUCGGCGGGGUGCAUUUUUCUGAGACCUGAAGGGCUGGACUUCUCUUGCUACAACCAAUUCUACACGAACGGCAAUCGCAUAGCAUCUCGCACGUUCAAUCAACCCAUUGACGCCUACCAGAGCAAACUUGUCUUGAUUCACUUCAGCAGCGUUGCUUUGGAAAACGGCCUUGUCCUCACUGUUAAUGACAAUAACUCUGAGAUAUAUCAACCUGGUCGUCGCUGCACCAUAUUCUGGACAUCAUAGCCUCUAUUAUGAAAAAAAGUAAAAAGUACUAUAAACUCUUUUAAUUUUUAGAAAAGGGAAAAAAAAAUGAAAGCUGACAAACUCU